Parasteatoda tepidariorum (common house spider) is the source of this 1279-nucleotide messenger RNA. RefSeq names its product glyceraldehyde-3-phosphate dehydrogenase 1. Gene Ontology annotation, cellular component: cytosol. The record is from RefSeq and is a predicted model, not a curated record. Gene Ontology annotation, biological process: glucose metabolic process; glycolytic process. Gene Ontology annotation, molecular function: NADP binding; NAD binding; glyceraldehyde-3-phosphate dehydrogenase (NAD+) (phosphorylating) activity. NCBI's taxonomy places the organism in Eukaryota, Metazoa, Arthropoda, Arachnida, Araneae, Theridiidae.
UCCUCUAAAAUUGUGUUUUCUGAUUUUGCAAGAAUGUCAGGCCCAAAAUCAAAAGAAAACAUGGCCAAAGUUGGAAUCAAUGGGUUUGGCAGAAUCGGACGUUUGGUACUCCGUGCCGCUCUUUCUAAGGGAGUGAAUGUUGUUGCUGUGAAUGAUCCUUUCAUUGAUGUUAAAUACAUGGUCUAUAUGUUUAAAUAUGAUUCUACUCAUGGUCGUUACAAGGGAGAUGUCCAUGAGGAAGGUGGAAUGUUGGUUGUUGAUGGACACAAGAUCCAUGUCUUCCAAGAAAUGAAGCCCAGCAGUAUUCCAUGGGGUAAAGUUGGUGCUGACUAUGUCGUAGAAUCAACUGGAGUUUUUACAACUCUUGAAAAAGCAAAUACCCACAUUGAGGGUGGAGCAAAGAAAGUAAUCAUUUCUGCACCAUCUGCUGAUGCUCCUAUGUUUGUAAUGGGUGUGAACCACGAAUCCUAUGACAGCGCCAUGAACAUUGUCAGCAAUGCAUCUUGCACAACUAACUGCCUUGCACCUUUGGCCAAAGUAGUCAACGAUAACUUUGGAAUUGUGGAGGGUUUAAUGACCACUGUCCAUGCCAUUACAGCUACUCAAAAAACUGUAGAUGGGCCAAGUGCCAAGCUGUGGCGUGAUGGCAGAGGAGCAGCUCAAAACAUUAUCCCAGCUUCAACUGGUGCUGCCAAAGCUGUAGGAAAAGUUAUUCCAGAAUUAAAUGGCAAGCUGACUGGAAUGGCCUUCCGUGUUCCAACACCCGAUGUGUCUGUUGUUGAUCUUACUUGCAGGCUAUCUAAAGAAGCAACAUAUGACCAAAUCAAAGCUGCUAUUAAGGCUGCAUCUGAAAGUGACAACUGGAAAGGCAUCCUAGGAUACACUGAAGAUGAGGUUGUUUCAUCAGAUUUCAUUGGAGAUACUCACAGCAGCAUUUUUGAUGCCAAGGCUGGCAUUUCAUUGAACAACAACUUCGUAAAACUUGUGUCUUGGUAUGACAAUGAAUAUGGAUACAGUAACAGAGUUAUUGACCUCAUCAAGUACAUGAAAUCCAGAGAUGGUUAAGAAUUGAGUUUAAAUUCACAAAGCAGUAUUCCAUUUCCUUUUUUUUUGUCACUAGGAUUUGAGAAUUCAUGUUGAAAGUUGUUAUUUGUUCCUGCUAAAAAGACUUUUUUAUUCAAUUUCAUUUACAUUGUUAAACGUAUUCUCUUCAGUUGGCUCUUUUAAAAAUUAUUAAAAUUAUGUUGUAUUCUGAAAUAAAAUGCAUUAUUUAUUCCUC